UCGGCCGUCCAGUCGGCGUCGUUACUCACUAGUUGCGGCUAAUAUUGUUGAGACGUGUAGUUCAGUGAAAAAUCUAACGAUUGAUCGACAAAUACUACAUACUGUUUAAAUAUAAAUCCAAUGUUUAUGUUCAAGCUGAUUGGCUGAAAAAAUCGUGGAAUGGAGUGGUCAAAAGACAAAACUUUGAAAUUGAUCGAACUGCUUCAGUUGAAUGCUAAUAUAUGGAAUCCAUCACUUUGUGAUACACGUAGAGAUAAACAAAAACGGAAAGAGGAAUUAAGAGGAAUUGCUGAUGUUCUUGGGAUUUCGGUUUCUGACGCCACAAAAAAGAUACAACAUCUCCGAACUCAGUAUAACAGAGAGUCUGCGCGGGAAGCUCGAGCUAACUCGGAGGGGCCUAAUGAAAGAUAUGUGAGCAACUGGUACGCAUAUGAAUAUUUGCAUUUUAUGAAGGAUUCUAACAAACCAUACAGAGUUUUGCAAUCGGAAGAUAAUGCUGAAAUUCACAGCACUCUACAAUCACACUCGGAAAGCUCUGUGGCAGACUGCAAGCUUGAUAAUAUUUCUCCGCCACCUAAAAUUGCUAGAACAGAAUUGUUACAUUCCUUCAAAUCAGACAUAGUGUACCCUUCCUCUAACAGGGAUGAGUUCACAGUAUUUGGUGAAUACAUAGCAAAUGAACUGAGAUCACUGAAAGGAGAAAAGAAUUUAUUACUCGCUAAAAAGAAAAUUCAGGAUGUUAUAUUUGAAGUUAAAAUGAGUAUGAUAAAUGACCCUCGCUCUGAUCAGAAUCCUUGUGCCGUAUAUGCACCAUCAACACAACCUCAUGCAUCAAGUAUUCACAACGGUAAACUAUACACUACACCCAUAAUGAGCACAAUAGCCAGCAUAGAGCCCAUGUCGUCUUCACACACCCCCCCGACAUCUGGCAUCAGUGAGAUUAUAAUCAACGGAGCCUGUCAUUACUCGACAUUCAAAGUGGACGAACAAUAGCAAUGUCAGCCACUUCCGAAUGUGGAAGUGGGUAAAAGUGAGAAUUAUACUAUCGGAAACUAAUUGUUAAUCGAAAUACUCAUAAGCAAGUAAAGGACUGUAUAGUGUUAGUAUAUAAUAAAAUCUAGUCAUUAAAUUUAAUGAAUUGUAUCAAUAAAUCUUAAUAUUUAUUAAAUAUGAUAGGUUUAUUUUAUUCUAAGCUUGUCAAACAAGCUACGAGUACUUAGGUUAUUGUCUCUAACCAAUGGUUAACAUGACAUACCGUCUUAACGGAGAGCAAGUAAUAUUCGGUUUGUUUUAUAAGUAAACAGUCAAGUUAUCUAGUAUAUUAUAAGAGUAUAUGUUAUACAUACAUUUUGUGAUAAUUAUAGCAUUUAAAAUAAA
This is a messenger RNA of Danaus plexippus (monarch butterfly), 1377 nucleotides long. RefSeq lists its product as uncharacterized. NCBI's taxonomy places the organism in Eukaryota, Metazoa, Arthropoda, Insecta, Lepidoptera, Nymphalidae. The transcript is spliced from 2 exons. The coding region runs from base 160 to 993 and encodes 277 amino acids. The record is from RefSeq and is a predicted model, not a curated record.